AUGACCACCGACUCCCUUUUCGACCGGUUCACCGUCCCUCGGGUGAACCACCUGAACGGCAAAUGCACCACCCUCCCUAUCCUCUCCCUGAAGUCCCAAUAUUCGCGCAAUUUCCAUCUAGCGUGGCUCGGCUUCUUCGUAGCAUUCUUGUCGUGGUUCGCGUUCUCGCCUCUCAUACCGGACGCCAUCAAGGCCGAUCUAAAGCUCACGCCCGAGCAAAUUGGCAAUUCCAACGUGAUAUCGCUUUGUGCAACGCUCAUCGUUCGGUUGAUCGUCGGUCCCCUCGUCGACACAUAUGGCCCGCGCAAGGUCAUGGCAGCGAUCCUCGCCAUUGGAGCUAUACCAUCUGGACUAGCGGGCACGGUCACCACCGCCUCCGGUCUCUACACCAUCCGAUUCUUCAUCGGCAUACUCGGCGGUACAUUUGUGCCGUGCCAGGCCUGGACGACCACCUUCUUCGACAAGCGCGUCGUGGGCCGCGCGAACGCCCUCGUCGCCGGCUGGGGCAACUCGGGCGGCGGCUUCACAUUCAUCAUCAUGAUCGCGCUUUACAACCGGCUCUUGGCCGAUGGGCUCAGCCGGCACGCCGCCUGGCGCGCCGCGUUCGCGAUCGUGCCCGUGCCCAUCCUCCUCUCGGUAGCGGCCCUUACCCUCCUCAUCGGCACGGACCACCCGGCAGGCAAGUGGCAAGAUCGCCACGAUGUGCCAUGGACGCACGGCGAUCAAAUCAACGAAAGGGCUCCUGCGGCACUUAAGCUCGACCGUGUGGACGAGAAGGCCAGCGCCGAGCAGGACUCUGCGAACGGCUCGGCAGAUGUCGCCGUCUCCGCCGCCGGGAGAGCGGCGGGAGAGGAGGGGCAGGGAUACGAUGCGGCGGUGACUGCGGUCGACAAAGCCGUGAACGAGCCGCUGACUGUACGUUCUGCUCGCCGAGUCUUCUCCGACCCUGUGACCUGGCUUCCCGCGCUGGCUUACUUCACGACAUUUGGAUACGAGCUCGCCAUCGAUGCCAAUCUUGCUAGCGUCUUGUUCGGCUUGUACAAGAAGCAAAAGAUGGGCCAGACUAAGGCCGGAUAUAUCGCUGGUAUUUAUGGUUUAUUGAACAUCGUUACCCGUCCUCUGGGCGGGUACUUUGGGGACAUCGCAUUUCGCUUUCUCGGAGUGCCUGGCAAAAAACAUGCCACACUCGCGUGCGGCGCUCUUCAGGGUGCUCUCUCUUUGGCACUCGGACUCUACAUCGAUUCUCGCUCCAACCCCUCCCUGGCUGUCGUGGUCGUCCUUUUCGUCUUGAUGGCGUUCUUCAAUGAAGCAGCGAACGGCGCAAAUUUUUCGCUCGUGCCCCAUUGUAACCCCAAUAACAACGGGGUCAUGAGCGGAUUCGUCGGAGCCAUGGGGAACCUCGGUGGGGUAGUCUUCGCACUUAUCUUCCGAUUCCAGCCAGCGCCAGCCGGACGCGCAUUUUGGAUCUGCGGUAUCAUCGCGAUGGGCUGCAACGCGCUUCUUUCUGUCGUCAGAGUCCCACGAGUAUGAACAUGAAAUCCGACUACCUACACGCCAACACGCGAACGAUAUCAUGUCGCUUGUACUUGUGGUGUAUACUCGAACAGAUCGCGUUCAUAGUGCGCGGUCACUCCAUGCAGUGUCCGUGGAGUUUGAGCCAAAACAUUAUUCGAAGCUAAGUACUCCAGGCCAUGCUUCCAUUCAUUCCAAUCUCCGCCGGCCUAACCCAUGCCUAUGUUCCACUGGUUCUGAUCUCGGAGCGGCGCAUUUCGACUUCCCGACGGCAAUUGAUCUACCAACGCGGGCCUGGAUAUGCUCUUCGCCGUCCGCGGGGCGGACGCCAUCGCUGCGGAUAUCCUCUGACGAAUGAACUGACAUUGGGAGCCUCUCAUUCGCUCUCCCAUGAUGCCGGACUCAGAAUCGUUGUCGCAGUCGUCG
This is a messenger RNA of Punctularia strigosozonata HHB-11173 SS5, 1938 nucleotides long. Its product is annotated as nitrate transporter. The record is from RefSeq and is a predicted model, not a curated record. NCBI's taxonomy places the organism in Eukaryota, Fungi, Basidiomycota, Agaricomycetes, Corticiales, Punctulariaceae. Gene Ontology annotation, molecular function: nitrite transmembrane transporter activity; nitrate transmembrane transporter activity. Gene Ontology annotation, cellular component: membrane. The coding region runs from base 1 to 1530 and encodes 509 amino acids. The transcript has 13 exons. Gene Ontology annotation, biological process: nitrite transport; nitrate transmembrane transport.